AUUACUACUAAGGGCAGUUAUGAUCAAUUACUGGAAUUCUUUUAUGUUAUGAAAGAUAUAAUAAUAUUUGAAAAGCCAGCGGACAGCGAUCUAUCUCGUGAUUUGAUGAAUAAGUUUGUUCUGCGUUUUUCUGUACCUUCUACUGUCAUUCGAGCACUCGUCGGGAAAGGCGGACAAGCAAUCGACACUUUGCGUAAACUUUCUUUAGCCUCCAUUGUUAUCCAUUUUGCUGAAAAAGAAGACGGAGAUAGCAUUAUUGAGCUCGAGGGAAGUGUGAGUGCAAUUUCCGAAACCUUCCCUAUGGUACUGAUGCGCCUGCUCUGCCUGCGUCCUGGAAUUUUACUCCCAGGAUCUGAAGGCGAGGAGAUUCCUGCUACAAAGAAAUUCAACCGCGAACUUCUCUCCAGCUCCGACAUGUUCUCGGAACAUCUCUUCUUCGCCCUCAAUCCGACCAUGUCCAUCGGAGAGUUCCGCGAAAUCCUCGAGAAGGAGCCGAGCGGCAAGGAAAGUGUGCAUGAUUAGUGCAGGAUCGAUCAUCGGCCCGUCUGGCUCUGUGAUUAAUCAGAUUCGAGCUUCGACCCAGACGUCAAUCAAAAUAACCAAGGCUGGCAAGGGAAUCCAUCAGCGAUGUGUGACUGUGAACGGUGAGGGGAAUAAUGUGUUGCAGGCUGGAAAGCUCCUUAUCGAGCAUUUGGAGCGGAGUGAGUAGUUCAUUGUUAUUGCUCU
Blastocystis hominis is the source of this 726-nucleotide messenger RNA. RefSeq lists its product as hypothetical. The transcript is spliced from 3 exons. Bases 515 to 709 code for a protein of 64 amino acids. Gene Ontology annotation, molecular function: RNA binding. The record is from RefSeq and is a predicted model, not a curated record. NCBI's taxonomy places the organism in Eukaryota, Bigyra, Opalinata, Blastocystidae.